Molecule: messenger RNA, 747 nt
Organism: Knipowitschia caucasica
Lineage: Eukaryota; Metazoa; Chordata; Actinopteri; Gobiiformes; Gobiidae
Source: the annotation of a GenBank genome assembly
AUGAACUCUGUGGUUAACCCGAUGCAGAGCCAUCCUGCUGUUGGGAAGGACGAGGCCCUGAGCCUGGCGAAGCCGGGAGAGCCUGUUCAAUCGUAUGUACUGCGUUUAAAGGAGCUGUAUCGUAGGCUGGAGGAACAAGAUACAGAACAGGCCCCGACAGACUCUCACCUGAGAGACCAGUUCAUGCUUGGCCUGGAGGAUGGCGCCUUAUUGCGGGCACUAAAGAGAGUUGUCCGCUUGGCCCCAGACACCACGUUUAGUGCCAUACAGCAAGAGGCCCUCAUUCUAGAGGAAGAAAACAUGGGCUCAAGGUCACCCCACGCUACCUGCGCUGCAGUAAGGGAACAUAACCCCUCUAGAUCUCACCCACAGGCUGAAUUGUGGAAGCAGGAGCUAAAGCGGGAGAUCGUAGACGAACUGAAGGACUUCACUCGUGAACUCCUCCGGGAGUUGAGACCAAACAGCCCUGUACACGUGCCCAUACAUCGCAACGCCCCCCAGCGCUCAACCGAAAGAAGGUACAACCCUCAGUUUGCUGACCGACGGGAUGAAAGAGCCCAGGGUCCCAGCAAGCGUGGAGAGAUGCUUUCACCCUGUGCCAAAAGACCGCUGUCUGCACUGAGGAUGGGUUCAGAGGAUAUGUCUGGCCAGCUCAAAGGCGAGGAGUCAGGAUCCCUGCGCGGAGUGAGAUUGUCAUCUGGGGACGGACCAGAGCUGGACCAGCGGGGAAGGACUACUGUGGCCUAG